This is a messenger RNA of Penicillium paradoxum, 957 nucleotides long. RefSeq names its product oxidoreductase, short-chain dehydrogenase/reductase family. Bases 1 to 957 code for a protein of 318 amino acids. NCBI's taxonomy places the organism in Eukaryota, Fungi, Ascomycota, Eurotiomycetes, Eurotiales, Aspergillaceae. Gene Ontology annotation, molecular function: oxidoreductase activity. The record is from RefSeq and is a predicted model, not a curated record. The transcript is spliced from 6 exons.
AUGGAGUCUUCUAUGGGCAAGCAUGGCGUGUUCAAACCUGCACCAGCCCCACAGACUCAAAACAAGCCAGGAUUGGAGAGCAAGAUGGCACAGCCCAGCGAACCGACGAAACUGGAGGGCUUUGGGACAUUCGCUGAAUAUGGGAGUUCUGGAAAGCUGAAGGGCAAGAAGGCUCUGAUCACUGGCGGAGAUUCUGGUAUUGGGCGGUCAGUCGCUAUUUUAAUGGCCAGAGAGGGAGCAGACAUUACUAUCGUUUAUUUGCCCUCAGAAGAAUCAGAUGCAAAGAAAACACAACAGUCUGUUGAAAAAGAGAAAAGAUCUUGCCUUCUCAUCCCAGGUGAUUUGAGAGAUCGAUACCUAUGCCAUUAUGUGGUGGAUGAGCAUGUGAAGAAGUCAGCAUUGAAUACCUAUAUUAUUCCCGACAUUGACAAACGACUGACCUCGAAAGUCCACAGAUAUGGCAUGAUCAAUAUACUUGUGAACAAUGCGUCGAAGCAAUACCUCUGUACGAAGUUCGAGGACAUCGAUCUAGAUAAGACCGAAGAUAUCUUCAAAACAAACAUUGUCCAGAUGAUAACAAUGGCGAAGUUUGCUCUUCCGCAUAUGGAACGAGGUGAUUCUAUCAUUAAUACUUCUUCUGUCGUGGCUUUUCGUGGAUCUGGGACCCUGAUCGACUAUGCUGCAACCAAAGGAGCCAUCGUCAGUUUCACUAGGGCUCUAGCAACAUACUUGAUUCCGAAGGGCAUUCGAGUCAAUGCAGUCGCUCCAGGUGCGAUCUAUACACCAAUUCAGGUCGAUACCCGAGAUGCCGAACAGAUGGAAGGAUGGGGUCACAAGGCCGGUCUUGGCCGACCAGGGGAGCCUAGUGAGGUUGCGACAAGCUUCGUCUUCUUGGCUAGCGCGGACGCUUCACUAUACUAUGGGCAAGUGCUGCAUUGUUAUCCACUUGGCGACUAG